Pseudo-nitzschia multistriata is the source of this 1297-nucleotide messenger RNA. The record is from the annotation of a GenBank genome assembly. NCBI's taxonomy places the organism in Eukaryota, Bacillariophyta, Bacillariophyceae, Bacillariales, Bacillariaceae.
UUUUUUCUGUCGAUUUGAAAAAAAUAUGAACUACGGUGCUGACCAUGACAAGCGAACUCGUUCGACGGAUUGAAUAAGCCACACCACAGUAAUUGGUACCAUGUCGUUUUCCUUCUCUUUUUCUCACCGACCCCUUCUCCACAAAACGAUCGAAAACCAAUGGUUCGAUCGAUCGCCAAAAGAAACCCAGUCCUCGUAAGUCUGUUCCAAUUGUAUUUUGAGGCCUUGAGUGCCAUGCGUGCUCUCGCUCACGUCGUUUCGCUGCUUUUCGCUGCACGCCGUCUGCCUUGCGUUCCAGGCUGACGGCCCUYGAAUUGGCAGAAGCGGCCUACGCCGAGCGAUUGGCGAGCAUCACAAUGCCGGACAAACCGCCCGUGGUCAUCGGAAAGAUCCCCCACUCUCGCUACCAAGAACGCCAGGCACAGAGGAUGCAGGAGGACCACCAGCACCACCACCACCACCACCACCACUCAUCGUCACAGCCACAGCGGGCCAACCGGCGCCCGACAAGCAGCGGCAGCAGCCACCAUCACCACCAGCACCAUGGCAGGAGGUCCGCGUCGGAAAUGUCGGAGAUCGAAUCCUACCUCCUCUCCUCCGACACAACACAACACCACGACGACGACAACCACACCAGCCACACGGACGACGUAUCGACGGUCUUCAACCCAAACCGSGGCGGUGGGGUCGAUGCCGGGGCCGCUCCCUCCGCGGGGUCGCCCGUGCACCAGGAGGCGGCCAUGUUCUGGAAUCGUUCCCGGCGGUCGAGCGCCGGUGGGGAUCGAUUGUACUAGACCAAAACAAAACAAAACAAAACAAAAGCGAUCGAAACCACGCGUGUGAAGUGUUGUCGAACAGCRAUCGAUCCAUCGAUCAAAACCAUGCGCACCCGGAGCAUCCGGUCGUUGCGGUGUGCGUUGCUCACCCACGAACGGUAUCCAUCAUCGUCAAAAGAAAAAGAACCACUCCCCCAUUCUCGAAGGAAACACAGGKACAAACAAGCCRWRAUGAAAGGGCCGAAUGCAUGGCUGCUCAUAGUGCUAUCAGUUUUUCCGAGAUACAUGGUCGUUGGACCSCAUGCAUAAAAUUGAAUUGAUUGCKGCCGAUCCCGCACACGCACACAAUUGUGGGAMCCCCUUCRUCCGAAGAAGUUUUGAAUCGAAUGUUUUGUGUUUCCAGCGGUGGUCAGAAUGAACAUCACUAUUUUGUGAACGACUACUAAAACAGCCUGCGAUGAGAAAGAAACAAUCCCUUGGGGACUCUGCGUAAUGUCGUUGUAUAAAUAACCAUUAACUCU